Molecule: messenger RNA, 1173 nt
Organism: Exophiala mesophila
Lineage: Eukaryota; Fungi; Ascomycota; Eurotiomycetes; Chaetothyriales; Herpotrichiellaceae
Product: 60S ribosomal protein L10a
Exons: 3
Coding region: 301-954 (217 amino acids)
Biological process (GO): translation
Cellular component (GO): large ribosomal subunit
Molecular function (GO): structural constituent of ribosome; RNA binding
Source: RefSeq, a predicted model, not a curated record
CUCAGAACCACUCAGCCAUGGUUCCAUGAGAGAAUUAACAAGUCUGUCAGUCAAGAAUUUGGCAUUCGACAUGUCGCCAGGGUGGAUUCUGGUGUGUCUUGCCAGGAUCUGGAUCUGGAGGGGUCGCCACAACCCGCGCUAAGCCAUAUGUGGACAGAACUCUUGGCAAGCUCACAAUUGAUUUUCAUUGACUGCAUCACAGAAGUUUACCUACUUCUCUUGCUUUGUAAAUCAUCCGUCGCAAGCGCAAAUUCCUCACCAUAAGAAUCUAACAAGUUCUUCUGGAAGACUGUCCGCAUCAUGUCGAAAAUCACAGUCGCCGGAGUGCGCACGAACGUGCAACAAUUGCUCGAUUACUCUCUCAAUGAGAAGAAGCGAAAUUUCCUCGAGACCGUCGAAUUGCAGAUCGGCCUCAAGAACUAUGACCCUCAGCGUGACAAGCGUUUCUCGGGAACCAUCAAGCUGCCCACUGUUCCCCGACCUGGCAUGUCCAUCUGUGUUCUCGGUGACCAGCACGAUAUCGACCGAGCCAAGCACCACGGUGUUGACGCCAUGUCGUCCGACGAUUUGAAGAAGUUGAACAAGAACAAGAAGCUGAUCAAGAAGCUCGCCCGCAAGUACGAUGCCUUCGUCGCCUCCGACUCUUUGAUCAAGCAGAUCCCUCGUCUCUUGGGUCCCGGUCUUUCCAAGGCUGGCAAGUUCCCCACCCCCAUCUCGCACAACGAAGAUCUCGCCGGCAAAAUCACCGAGGUCAAGUCCACCAUCAAGUUCCAGUUGAAGAAGGUCUUGUGCAUGGGUGUCGCUGUUGGAAACGUCGGUAUGACCGAGGAUGAGUUGAUCUCCAACAUCAUGUUGGCCAUCAACUACCUCGUGUCCUUGUUGAAGAAGGGCUGGCAAAACGUCGGCAGCUUGACCAUCAAGGCCAGCAUGAGCCCUCCUAAGAGGUUGUAUUAGAUUACACAUCUCUGGGGAGUGGUCUCCUGGGUCAUGGUCAUGGCAACCAGAAAAAAAAAGACAUGUAUUCUAUGCUUAGUCCGCUGAUGAUGCAACGGCCAUGGAAGUUGCUCAUGGAGUAAAAAUACAAUGUGAAAUCUUGCCGACUACACUACCUGUCGACUUGCAAUGUAAUUUAACCUGUAGGCUUCUUACUGCAUACCCUCCAUCAAGUCCGUC